AUUAAAUAAAAUUUUUGUGAUUAAUCAUAAGUUGUAUAGGUAGAUAUACAUUUACCAGUAUAAAUUUAUAAAUUAUUACUUCAAAAUAUCAACAUAUUUUUAACAAUGGGUACAUAAUUAAAUUAAAUAUUUAAAACAUCAUAAUUUGAAUUAUUUCCUUUUUUUUAUUUAGAUGGAUGAUCAAAUAGGAUGGAUUAUUGUUGAGUUUGUUGAUGAUGAAAGUGUUGAAGUGGUACCAAACUGUUGGUUAAAAAAUAAUUCUUGCGCUUGGCCUAAAGCUUCUAAACAAGCGAAAAAAUAUGUCCAAAAAAGAAUUAAGCCAAAUAUGAAUGAUUUUAUAUUUUACAAAUCCAGACAAAUUGGACAUAAAGUUUAUAGUUCAUAUAAUGAAGCAAAAAUAAAAUUGCCAUUGGCAAUGCAUAAAUCAGACUUAUCAAGUGCUGAUGACAUUAUUGAUGGUAUGACAAAAAGAAAAAGGAAAUUUCCUUAUUAUAGAGGUCAAAGUUUGUCUCCUGCCACAACUAUAAAAUCAAAAAAACUUGAAAAAGUUAAUAAUUCAAAACAAAUAAAAAUGUCUUCUAAUAGCUGUCCCCCUCGUUAUCACGAUGUUUCUCAGUCAGUUAAUUUAAACGAGGAAACAAAUAUUUUUGAACCUUCUGAUGAUUCAAAUGAUGUGUCUUAUGACUCGGACAAAGAUCCUCUUUGGAAAAUCGAUAAAAGCCAAAGCAAAUCUGUUAUUGAUGGUAUUAAUUGUAUAACACCUGAAAAACAUGCCUCUUCAUUAGUUAAUAAACCCAUUGAUGAUAUAGAACAUAUAAUUUCAUCUCCUGUUGGGACUUGGACGGUUGAAAAAAAUGAGGAUACACAAUUAUUAUAUAAAACAAGUUCUGAUCGAAAUAGUAUCAAAGUUAAAAAAAUAUUAUUUUGUGAUCAAAAUAUUGAAAACACAGGAUCAUCUGGUAUUACAGCUAAUAUUUUAAAACUGCCACAAGAUACUACAAUUUUACAAAACCAGCCAAAUAUAUCUAAUGAUUUUCAACGGUUUAUUACUAACACUUUGGUAAAUAUGAAAUAUGACAUUGGCAGCAUUUUAAGUAUUGUACAAUCAAACAGUAUUAAUAUUAAUACAUUGAUGGCUAAUAAAAAUACAUCAGCCAAAAAUAUCACAAAUCUUGACAACAUAUUUCCUAUUAAAAAUCAUGAUGAAUUAGAGUCAUUGGAAAUAAAAAUUAAGACUGAUGAAAACUUUAAAAAUACAUUGGUUACUCAAUUAUCAGUGUUAAUAGAUGUUAAUGAUCUUGGAAAUAGUGUUCGAAGAAUUGUUUCAAGAAUGUUAAGUGAUGUUUUGCUAUCUAAUUAUUCGUUACAUGGAUUUAAGUCUAAGCUAUGUUUUUCAGGCUUAAAUACCUAUCGUGUUAUUAUAGAUGCUAUACGAGUUAACGUCAAGUACAGUGUUGUUCCUGAAAAAGAAAUAGAUAACUCAUUAGGAAUUUGGCUAUCCCAUGCUCCAUUCCGCAUUAAAAAAGUAUCCCAAAAACAAGAAAAACUCUCAAGAAGCCUUUUAUGAAGUUAAUAUAUUUAAAAGAUUAUGUUAUCAUUAUUAUUAUAUUAUUUACAUUUUUUUAAAUUCUUAGAUUUGUAUCUUACAAGUUUGCAGUUUUUAUUAUUUAAUAUUUGCUAUUUUAAUGAAGUUAAUAUUGGGUAUAUAUUAUACUACUCACCAGUUAUUAUUUUUAUUUUUGUGUUAGAUCAUAAUAUUAUAUAAAUAUAAAUUAAAAUAUUGAUAUUCCAAUAUUAUAUUAAAU
Molecule: messenger RNA, 1805 nt
Organism: Rhopalosiphum padi (bird cherry-oat aphid)
Lineage: Eukaryota; Metazoa; Arthropoda; Insecta; Hemiptera; Aphididae
Exons: 8
Coding region: 173-1567 (464 amino acids)
Source: RefSeq, a predicted model, not a curated record